UUCAAAGGGUUGCGCGUCAUAUCACUGUCGAAAAUUAAACUCCAUAUCUUUUUCUUCGCUGAUUCAAUAAAAUGCGCAAAAAGCCACUGCCCUUUUUCUUCUGCGACGUCUUCUUCUCCACUCUCUUGCUCCGCUUUCAUUAACGCCUACUACCCCGAUUCCAGCUGCAAUUUCUUCUUGUUGUUGUUGUUGUUGUUGCUUCCCUCAUUUUCCAUCACUUUCCUGAGAAAACCCACCAGAAAAGGGAGUGGGAAACCGAGAUGUUGAAUAGGUUGAAUGCUACUGCUUGGUUGGAUGGAAAUGAAGGUAACCAAGAGGCAGCAUCAUGGAGUAGAAACCAUUCUUCGACUGUUAACAACAACUAUGGUGUGACAGAGAGCAGGGACGAGAUGGGUUCUCUUGCUAAUUUCAAAUCUAUGAUGGAAGUCCAAGAUCACGAGUGGUUUAUGAAUGGUAACACUGAUAUUCAGAACCAUCAAUAUAUUAGAGAGAUCACAUUUCCAUCAAAUCUUGGUGAGCCGGAGAAUUUAUUCCUACCUCCUAUUUCCUCUUCGUCUUCGUGUUCGCCGUCAACUAACCCGGUCUUCCGUACCUUAGCCCCGUCUCAGUUAUCUUACUUUCUGCCCCAAAAAACCUCCCUAUCUUCGCUACUGAACGGAGCGCCUGACAACCAGGUUGAGAGCGGAUUUGAUUUCGGUGAAACUGGUUUUCUUGAAAACCAAGUAACAACAAACAACCCUGCUUUUCUAAGCAGGGAAAAUGGGAUUUCGGGGAACUACAAUGAUUUGAGCACCAACAAUAAUCAGAUCAUCAAUCCCAAUUUAUGCUCUGAUCCUCAAUUUACUUCUAUUCGUAUGCUUCAAUCGGCAGGAAACGGAGCUGGGUUUCGGGGUUUUGAUGAGAGCCCUGGUAAUAACACUCUGUUUCUUAAUAGGUCUAAGUUGUUGAGACCCCUUGAAACUUUCCCUUCAGUGGGUGCACAACCCACUCUAUUUCAGAAAAGAGCGGCUCUAAGGAAGAACUUGGUGGAUACUGGGGGCAGUAAGGGGGUUUUAGGUGGGGUUGAGGGAGAUAAGGGGAAGAAGGAAAUGAGUGAAGACAGUGAGAAUAAGAGAAAGUUGAGUAGUGGAGAUGAUUUCGAGAAUGUGAGCAUUGAUGGGUCGGGUUUAAAUUAUGAUUCAGAUGAUUUAACAGAGAAUAAUAGGCUGGAGGAGAUGGGAAAGAAUGGUGGGAAUUGCUCGAAUGCAAAUAGUACGAUUACAGGUGGUGGGACUGGUGCUGAUCAGAAGGGGAAGAAGAAGAAGGGUCUUCCCGCCAAGAAUUUGAUGGCAGAGAGACGCCGCCGGAAGAAGCUCAAUGAUAGGCUUUACCUACUGCGAUCCAUUGUACCGAAUAUUAGCAAAAUGGACAGGGCAUCAAUUCUUGGAGAUGCAAUUUACUACUUGAAGGAACUACUGAAGAGAAUCGAUGAACUCAAUAAAGAACUUGAGUCAACUCCUCCUGGCUCUUCAAUGACAACUACCACAAGCUUUCACCCUUUGACACCCACUCAAGCAACCCUGCCUGGCCGUAUCGAGAAUGAACUUUGCCCAACCUCAUUGCCAAGUCCGAAUGGUCAAGCUGCAAGGGUUGAAGUAAGAGCAAGGGAGGGAAGAACUGUAAACAUCCAUAUGUUUUGUGGGCGAAGACCAGGUCUGUUGCUCUCCACAAUGAGGGCUUUGGAUGACAUGGGGCUGGACAUCCAGCAAGCCGUGAUCAGCUGUUUCAAUGGCUUUGUGAUGGACAUCUUCCGCGCUGAGCAAUGUAGAGAGGGUCAGGAAGUCCUUCCGGAGCAAAUCAGAGCGGUUCUUAUGGAUUCAGCUGGCAUCCAUGGAAUGAUGUAGUUCUUAACCAGCUUCUUGAAAACUGUUGUUUGUUAGAUCUUCAAUGCAAUUUUUAAACAAAUUUUUUUGAAGAGCUGAAGUAUAUUUUGUGGGUCUGCAGCCAAUGUCCUUGA
Messenger RNA from Tripterygium wilfordii, 1996 nucleotides. Its product is annotated as transcription factor ICE1-like. Gene Ontology annotation, molecular function: sequence-specific DNA binding; DNA-binding transcription factor activity; protein dimerization activity. Gene Ontology annotation, cellular component: nucleus. The record is from RefSeq and is a predicted model, not a curated record. The coding region runs from base 261 to 1883 and encodes 540 amino acids. Gene Ontology annotation, biological process: regulation of DNA-templated transcription. The transcript is spliced from 4 exons. Lineage: Eukaryota; Viridiplantae; Streptophyta; Magnoliopsida; Celastrales; Celastraceae.